This is a messenger RNA of Impatiens glandulifera, 1467 nucleotides long. RefSeq names its product xylulose 5-phosphate/phosphate translocator, chloroplastic-like. Gene Ontology annotation, cellular component: Golgi apparatus. The record is from RefSeq and is a predicted model, not a curated record. Lineage: Eukaryota; Viridiplantae; Streptophyta; Magnoliopsida; Ericales; Balsaminaceae. Gene Ontology annotation, molecular function: antiporter activity; triose-phosphate transmembrane transporter activity; phosphoglycerate transmembrane transporter activity.
CUAUCACUUCUUACUUCUCGUCUUCCUCCUUGUUACUCUCUGCAGACUCUCUUUCUCUCUCACACACACACACAGUCAAGAUGCUCUCUUUAAACCUCCUCUCCCCCACAUCAGGUGUCGCUAUCUCGAAAUCCAAGCAUAAAUGUCCGAUUACUUCUUCCAUUUUCAAUCCUAAUCACAAUACCCUCCGCCGCCACUAUCUUCCUCUCGAGGGCAUCGAAAAAUCUCAGAUCUCUUGUUCAAUCUCAGAUUUCAAUCGAUUCUUGACAUACCCAAUUGGAUCCUCUCUCAAAUCGAAGCCGCAAAUCGCCAGAGCCGCCGCGGAAGGAGCCCCGCAAGACGCUAUUCCAGAUGGGGAAACUGAAUCGGAGAAAAAACCCAACAAAACCCUACAGCUCACAGUCAUCUUCGGCCUCUGGUACUUCCAAAACAUCGUCUUUAACAUCUACAACAAAAAGGCUCUCAACAUCUUCCCUUAUCCAUGGCUCCUUGCUUCAUUUCAACUCUUCGUGGGUUCCGUUUGGAUUCUCCUCUGGUCGUUCAAACUCCAGCCUGCCCCGAAAAUCUCCAAAUUCAUCUUUGCCCUCCUAGGUCCUGCACUUUUCCACACAGUUGGACACAUUUCGGCCUGUGUUUCAUUCUCUAAGGUAGCUGUUUCCUUCACCCAUGUAGUCAAAUCCUCAGAACCUGUCUUCUCUGUUAUCUUCUCCUCGUUUCUCGGCCAGACAUACCCAUUAAAGGUAUGGCUCUCAAUUCUCCCCAUUGUUCUUGGUGUUUCCUUAGCUGCCAUUACAGAAGUCUCCUUCAACUACCAAGGACUGUGGGGAGCCCUAAUCAGCAAUGUGGGUUUCGUCCUCCGUAACAUUUACUCCAAAAAGAGCUUGCAGAGCUUCAAAGAAGUUAGUGGAUUGAAUAUGUAUGGCUGGAUCAGCAUAAUCUCACUGUUUUAUCUAUUCCCAGUUGCUGUUUUCGUUGAAGGAUCGCAAUGGGUUGGUGGGUAUCACAAAGCUAUUGCAAGUAUUGGCCAAGCUUCAACCUUUUACAUAUGGGUUCUUCUGUCUGGAAUCUUCUAUCAUCUCUACAACCAGUCAUCUUAUCAGGCCCUUGAUGAUAUUAGUCCCUUGACAUUCUCUGUUAGCAAUACAAUGAAGAGGGUUGUGGUGAUCCUUGCCACAGUGCUGGUAUUCAGAAAUCCAGUCCGACCUCUUAAUGCAAUUGGAUCUGCCAUUGCUAUUUUUGGUACUUUCUUGUAUUCUCAGGCAACAGCCAAGAAGAAGGUCCCAGAGAAAGAUGGAGGUGAGAAGAGCAGCUAAGAAUAAGGUAGUGGCUUUUGGAUAUUGGAUUUUGGUUGCUUCUUCUUGUUCUUUCCAUCUUUCAAUUUUUCUUUUGGAUUUUGCUUACAUACUUGUUGAUCCUUAUCAAUGGAAUUUUCAUAAAUGAAAUACAGAGAGUUUCUCUGUUAAGAUA